This is a messenger RNA of Haemonchus placei, 825 nucleotides long. NCBI's taxonomy places the organism in Eukaryota, Metazoa, Nematoda, Chromadorea, Rhabditida, Trichostrongylidae. The record is from the annotation of a GenBank genome assembly.
AUGUUGGCCAAUGCUCGCUCUCUAUAUCGGCUGGCUGCUGAUCCGAACUUUGAACGGCGAUUCGCAGCUAAUCUUCAACUGCAACAGGAUUUCCGUUGGCGGCCAUGCUAUGCAGUUUUGAAAGCUAAUCUUCUCUUCGCGUUCAACAAACAAGAUGAUCCGGAACCACCAUUUCUUCUUCUUAUAAUUGAGGAUUGUUUUAUUGAACUCUGUGAUGAAAACAAGCUCGGAAAAGACUUCACUUUUGAAAUUAAGUACAAAACAACUGGUCGAAGUUUUAUUUUUGCUGCCGAAGAUUUCAAAGCAUUGGAACGUUGGGUAUCAUUGUUAACGAUUACACCAAUCGAUUAUAUGCUGCUUUCGAAGCAGUCGUUCGCCGAACAAAUUGAGCGUAUAGAAGCCUCCGAAACAUCAACUCAUUACCGAGUUGAUGUGGAAGUGGAUAUCAUCGAUGAAGCCCUUAUGUAUUUCAAACCUAAUAUUUUCUUUCGUGAAUUCGAGAUCAAAGGACCUUCUGAUAGAACUUUGAUAUAUCUCACAUUGUACAUCACAGAGUGUCUUCGAAAGUUGCAACGGAGUCCGAACAAAAUUUCUGGUCAGAAGGACCUGGCAGCUCUAGCUUUGAGCCAUCAAUUGCCUAUACCUGGCGAAGCCGACUUUCCCUUGAAUAACAUGUACAAGGCACCUGCAAACAAGCAGGAAGAAGAAACAAUGCGCGCAUAUCUGCAACAACUACGGCAAGAAUUGGGCGUAAGGCUAUGCGAGCUAGCAUUCCCUGAUCCUUCAGCGAAACCGAGCAAGGUCAUUACUUUUCAAUUUUUUUGA